Babesia bigemina is the source of this 417-nucleotide messenger RNA. RefSeq lists its product as hypothetical. The record is from RefSeq and is a predicted model, not a curated record. Lineage: Eukaryota; Apicomplexa; Aconoidasida; Piroplasmida; Babesiidae. The transcript has 2 exons. The coding region runs from base 1 to 417 and encodes 138 amino acids.
AUGGGACGCAGAGCGUCCUUCGCACAUAUGUUCACGCAAGUCCCUAAGCGGACGCACCUAGUCAUAGCCACCAUCGUCGUCGGGAUCAUGACCAACUACAUGGGCCGCAAAACCAUCAGAAAGAUGCAGAACGCCAACCUGGCGGCGAACAUGGAGAAGUACCGCGGAGACCCGCCGAACUGGUCGUGCUUCUACCACGCAAAGCAGUACCGCGAGGAAUGCUCCGAUUACAACAUACUGAUGGGUGGCGACUACAUCGAGCGCAUAUGCACGAACCUGGAAGCUAAAAUGCGUGACUGCCAGAAAAUGCUGGCGAAGGAAAUUGAAGGCUGCCGGCCCUACGCCAUGGACGCCGCCAUCGAAGUCGACAAUUCACAGCCUUGGCUCGUGAAAUCCACAGGUUCCGGCGCUGCGUAA